AUGGUCUUUUCAAGGUCCGCUCGCGCUAUCUUUCCUCUCCUCCCUCCGUAUGGAGCUCAUGAUCCGAACGGAGGGCGGCCUAUUCCGCUACAACCAGACGAUAUUACACCAUACAUGGGCUUGCGAGCACGCCUGUCACAAAUAUGGAUGAACCGAUGGACCAUUCUUCUACUCCUCGUGCUGGUCAGAGUUCUGAUCGCAGUCGGCAGUCUCAACACAAACAUGGACUCGGCCAGGCGCGAGGCUCUAUCCGCAUGCUCUUCCGUUGAAUCAAUGGGCAGCGCCAUGGCCUCGAUGCCUCACUACACAGCACGAGGCGUCAACGAACUCACUGCCUCCGGUGUUGAGACGGCUGUCAACGCCCUCAAAACAAUGCUCAUGCUGAUAAUAUCAGGUGUAGAGGAGCUCAUUGUGUUCUUCAUCAAGAUGAUGUACCAAACCUAUCUCUGCCUCAUUACCUUGGCUGUCCGCGGCACGGUCGACGUCGGAGUCGGGCUCCUGAAGGACGCCAGCGACUUUCUCAAUUCGACAGUCAAAACCAUUGGCGAGGGCAUCAGCGACGCGACAGAGACAUUUGAAGACGGGCUCAACAAGUUCGUUGACGGGAUUAAUGUCGUUGGAAGCAUUUUUGGCGCCGACGACGUCCCCGACCUGAACCUUACAAGCUUCAUCGAUGACCUCGAGAAUGCCCACCUCCCAUCGUCAAUCGACGAGGGUCUCGACAAACUCAAUGCUUCCGUCCCUACCUUCGACGAAGUCAGCAAGUUUGUAGAGAACAUCAUUCGGCUACCCUUUGACGAAGUAAAGAAACUCAUCAACGAGUCCAUGGGAACAUACAAAUUUGACCGGGACACCCUUCCUGUUCCAGCAAAGAAGCAGCUCAGUUUCUGUAAGGGCAGUGACGGAAUCGACUCGUUCUUCGAUAAUGUCUCCGACAUUGCCGAGACUGCAAAGAAGAUCUUCAUUGCGGUUUUGGCAAUCGCUGCCGUCCUGGCCUGCUUCCCGAUGGCCUGGCAAGAAAUCCGCCGCUGGCGCGCCCAAAAGGAACGCUCUCAGCUCGUCCGCAAGGAAGCCCACGACCCUAUGGACGUCGUCUACAUCGUAUCAAGACCCUACUCUGCAGCCGCGGGAAUCAAAGCCGCCAGCCGGUUCAGCAACAGCCGUCGACAGAUCCUAGUCCGCUGGGUCAUCGCCUACGCAACCUCCCCAGCAGCCCUCUUCGUCCUAUCCCUCGGUGUAGCGGGCCUCUUCGCCUGUCUCUGCCAAUACCUCCUCCUCCAAGCCGUCGAAAAGGCCGUCCCAGAGCUUUCCGCUGAAGUCGGUGCCUUCGCGGAUAAAGUCGUCUCCUCCCUAGAAAAUACCUCGGCCGAGUGGGCAGACAGCGCGAACGGCGCCAUCGGCGACAUGAACACAGAACUCAACGGCAAAGUCUUCGGUUGGGUAAACACGACAACGCUAGGCGUCAACAAGACGCUGAACGCCUUCGUCGAUAAAACAACGGGCGUCCUAAACGAUACAUUCGGCGGAACCCUGCUGUACGACCCCUUGAAGGAAGUAUUCAACUGCCUAAUCCUCCUGAAGAUAACAGGAAUCCAAAAAGGCCUAACAUGGGUCCACGACCACGCGCACAUCGACUUCCCAACCCUCGGUAACGACACCUUCUCCCUCGGCGCAGCAGAAAGCAUCACCGACGACAACGGCUCCGACAGUUUCCUCACGGACGCAGGCUCCUCAACAUCCAACAAAAUCACCGAGGUCGUCUUCCGCGUCACAAACGCCAUCGAGUCCGGCAUCGCCACCGAGGCCCUCAUCUCCGGCUUCAUCCUGCUAAUCUGGUUCCUGAACCUCCUCUUCGGGCUCAUCCGCGCCCUCUCCCUCUUCAGGAGCCAGGACCGAAACCGCGGCGACGGAGGCCCUGCACCACCCGCGGCCUCCGAUCCGAACGACGGCUUCCUGGAUGUCCCGCUCACUGCAAUGCCCAGUAUCAACAAUGCCAACACCACGUCGCACUUCGCGGCGGACUCGCAAUCCCGUUCCCAGGCUGUCCCCGAGUACGAGCCGCCGAGCCGGAAGUUCGCGACCGCGGGUCUCCAUGUCCCUGCUGCGUCUGCUGUGACAGAGACAGGAUAUGAAGACGAGAAGCUGGGCUUUGCGGGGCAGAGGAGGAACGCGCUGAAGGUUUCUGUUGUGGAUGCGCGCGCGAGCAGUUAUCCUGAGUUUGGGGAUGAGAAGCGAUGA
This is a messenger RNA of Aspergillus mulundensis, 2238 nucleotides long. It is a transcript of the gene prm1, whose product is annotated as pheromone-regulated protein PRM1. Bases 1 to 2238 code for a protein of 745 amino acids. The transcript has a single exon. Gene Ontology annotation, cellular component: mating projection tip. NCBI's taxonomy places the organism in Eukaryota, Fungi, Ascomycota, Eurotiomycetes, Eurotiales, Aspergillaceae. The record is from RefSeq and is a predicted model, not a curated record.